Molecule: messenger RNA, 2034 nt
Organism: Closterium sp. NIES-65
Lineage: Eukaryota; Viridiplantae; Streptophyta; Zygnematophyceae; Desmidiales; Closteriaceae
Source: the annotation of a GenBank genome assembly
AUGGACAUGGACGUAGACGUGGACGUGGACAUGGACAUGGACGUGGACGUGGACGUGGACGUAGACGUGGACGUGGACGUGGACGUGGACGUGGACCUGGACGUGGACGUGGACGUGGACGUGGACAUGGACAUGGACGUGGACGUAGACAUGGACAUGGACGUAGACGUGGACGUGGACGUGGACGUGGACAUGGACGUGGACAUGGACAUGGACGUGGACGUGGACGUGGACGUGGACAUGGACGUGGACGUGGACGUGGACGUGGACAUGGACGUGGACAUGGACGUAGACGUGGACAUGGACAUAGACGUAGACGUGGACGUGGACGUGGACGUGGACAUGGACGUGGACGUGGACGUGGACGUGGACGUGGACAUGGACGUGGACAUGGACGUGGACAUGGACGUGGACGUGGACAUGGACGUGGACGUGGACAUGGACGUGGACGUAGACGUGGACGUGGACGUAGACGUGGACGUGGACAUGGACGUGGACGUGGACGUGGACGUGGACGUAUACGUGGACGUGGACGUGGACGUGGACGUGGACGUGGACGUGGACAUGGACGUGGACGUGGACGUGGACGUGGACGUGGACGUGGACGUGGACGUAGACGUGGACGUGGACGUGGACGUAGACGUGGACGUGGACGUGGACGUGGACAUGGACGUGGACGUGGACGUGGACGUGGACGUGGACAUGGACGUGGACGUGGAUAUGGACGUGGACGUGAACAUGGACGUGGACGUGGACGUGGACAUGGACGUGGACGUGGACGUGGACGUGGACAUGGACGUGGACAUGGACGUGGACAUGGACAUGAACGUGGACAUGGACAUGGACGUGGACGUGGACGUGGACGUGGACGUGGACGUAGACGUGGACGUGGACGUGGACGACGUGGACAUGGACGUGGACAUGGACGUGGACAUGGACGUGGACAUGGACGUGGACGUGCACAUGGACGUGGACGUGGGCCUGGACGUGGACGUAGACGUGGACGACGUGGACGUGGACGUCGAUGUGGACGUGGACGUGGACGUGGACUUGGACAUGGACGUGGACGUGGACGUGGACGUGGACGUGGACAUGGACGUGGACGUGGACGUGGACAUGGACGUGGACGUGGACACGGACGUGGACAUGGACGUGGACGUGGACAUGGACGUGGACGUGGACGUGGACGUGGACGUGGACGAGGACGUGGACGUGGACAUGGACGUGGACGUGGACGUGGACUUGGACUUGGACGUGGACGUGGACGUGGACAUGGACGUGGACGUGGACAUGGACGUGGACGUGGACGUGGACAUGGACGUGGACGAGGACGUGGACAUGGACGUGGACAUGGACGUGGACGUGGACGUGGACGUGGACGUAGACGUGGACGUGGACGUGGACAUGGACGUGGACGUCGAUGUGGACGUGGACAUGGACGUGGACAUGGAUGUGGACAUGGACGUGGACGUGGACAUGGACGUGGACAUGGACGUGGACGUGGACAUGGACGUGGACGUGGACGUGGACGUGGACGUGGACGUGGACGAGGACGUGGACAUUGGAUACGUGGACAUGGACGUGGACAUGGACGUGGACGUGGACGUAGACGUGGACGUGGACGUGGACGUGGACGUGGACGUGGAGGUAGACGUGGACGUGGACGUGGACAUGGACGUGGACGUGGACAUGGACGUGGACGUGGACGUGGACAUGGACGUGGACAUGGACGUGGACAUGGACGUGGACAUGGACGUGGACGUGGACGUGGACGUGGACGUGGACAUGGACGUGGACGUGGACAUGGACGUGGACGUGGACGUGGACGUGGACGUGGACGUGGACGUGGACAUGGACGUGGACGUGGACGUGGACGUGGACAUGGACGUGGACAUGGACGUGGACGUGGACGUGGACGUGGACGUGGACGUGGACGUGGACGUGGACAUGGACGUGGACGUGGACGUGGACGUGGACGUGGACGUGGACGUGGACGUGGACGUGGACGUGGAGGGUUUAGGGUUUAGGGUUUAG